This is a messenger RNA of Asterias rubens (European starfish), 2588 nucleotides long. RefSeq lists its product as uncharacterized. The record is from RefSeq and is a predicted model, not a curated record. NCBI's taxonomy places the organism in Eukaryota, Metazoa, Echinodermata, Asteroidea, Forcipulatida, Asteriidae. The coding region runs from base 159 to 623 and encodes 154 amino acids. Gene Ontology annotation, cellular component: extracellular region. Gene Ontology annotation, molecular function: hormone activity. The transcript is spliced from 3 exons.
GUGACGCAUCUUCACCAGGCCGGGCUCGAGUAGCAUUGAUCGGCAUGUGUAGUGCUUUUCUGACCAGUUUUCAGUAAUGACUAUAAAUUGGUGGAGCUGCAGUUUUUGGCACCAGUAACUUAUAGGAGCUCCUUGCAAGUGUGUGUGAUAUCUGGUUCAUGGUUAGCUUAUACUUUAUUUUCUCUUCACUGCAUACCCGAAGAGCAGGUCACACUUCAUCAAAGAUGACGCAAUCUUCAAGAGGCAAUUUACGCCUGACCCUACCACAAGCCCGUCAAGCCACAGCUCUAUCCAUUGUGUUUUGUCUGUGUUUCUGGUACGCUAGUGCCAACAACAGUUGGUAUUGUUCUGAUGUAUACAGCACCUUGCAGUCCCUCUGCGACAGUUGUUAUGCUGGAUAUGCAAAGAGAUCCGACCAACAAACCAAAACAAUUGAUCCUUUUAUGGAUCGUAAAACAGCCGUGGAUUUCUUCAAGCGCGGAACGUCACGAGGAGGCGCUCGUGGGGGUAUCAUCGAUGAGUGUUGUCUGAAACGCUGCACGACCAAUGAGUUGAUGUUGUACUGUUGCGAGGAGAAACAGAGGGAGUACUUCUCAUUUGUUGGAUGGCUAUCACGGAGAUAAAAGCCAGGAGAUUGUUAAGGACUCCCGUGGUGUAAACAAACCAACUCUGCAUAUAUUAUAGUCAAAUUGUAUUUAUUUUAUUUGUUCUUCAUGUGUUAAGAAAACAAUAAUGCAACUUAUUGUCUAUGUGAAGGUAUUAUAUUUAUUACUAAAUCAAUAAUGAUUGACAUGAUCGUGUUUAUGAUCCGCCAAUAUUGGUUCCUGAAUUACUACUUGAACGUACUGCCUUUAACGUGUUAUUUUCGACAAAGUGCUUGCUUUUUUAACAUCUUGACAAAACUUGACCGGCGCCUUUGAGUGUUUUUCUGUUUCAUUAAAGUGCGCCUUAUAAAUACUGUAGUUUAUUUAUUGUUAUAAAUUAACACACAUUACAAACAAGUUUCUACUGUUCAAGAUAAGCAUGAUAAAUGUACCUGCCUUUUCUCUCCGUAUGAAAUUAGGAAAAAGGUAGUUCGAAACCAACUGGCUACAACAUUCUGAUCUAAAAGUACUCAUUCGCGGUUCAGAAAACGGUGUUGAACAAGCGUGAUUGUUCUUCAUUGAUCGUAUUGUAGAGUUACCCCCCCCCCCCCAACCAGCACAUUGAAAGUAGCUUUCUAGAAAAUAGGUGCUUGAACACAAUUUUGGUUUUAUUAAAAGUUUAAAAGAUCAAAUCACACAGAAACUUAGGCGCUACAACUUUGCGUUGUUUUUUCUGCAUUUAUUGUUUUCCAGAUGUCAACAAAAAACCAAAAGUUGAGACAACACCAGUAAUGUGUCUUAUAUAUAUCUUUGUUUUGUAUACCUAGGUUAAGGCUGUAGACAUUCUGGUAUUUCUGUUAUAUACAUUUAAAAACAAAUUUAUGUUUUGUUCGUUUGCCUUAAAAGACUAAAAUUUAGCGAGUGCGCGGAUGGUGGUGCGAAGAUGGUGUGUGUGUGUGUGCGUGCGUGUGUUGGGGGGGGGGGGGAGGGGUCUGGAUUGUCCCAGACUAGUUUAAUCAUCCUGCGAUUUAGUAAUAACUUUAAGACGCAAUCGAAUCGAAAUCCCCCGUCUACAACCACCCCUCCCCCCGUCAGACAACUUCGUGCAGCAGUGCCCCGGUCAAGUUCCAUGUGGAUGUUUUGUUUGUAAAUAACACCAACAGUUUCACUGGGAGGAGGGGUGGGUAGGAGGAGGGGUGGGUAGGAGGAGGGCAUGUGUAGGUAAUGCACCAAAUCAUAUUUAUUGGUACAUUUUCCGAACUCAUUUGAGGAAGGGAGAACUGACAGGGCCGGGCGCUGUCCAACCCUCCCAUGACAGUCACGCCAUGAAGCCCGUUGAUUCCCCUUAAGCAACAUUCCCGUUAAAACAAUUACCCAUUUUCUGACCAUCUAUUGUUCUUUAUUGCAAAUGAUUCCAAACCAUGGACACCAUUGGAAAAACUGAGUGUUAACACAAAAUAACACUCUAGUAGUACUUUGGCUUUCAUUAAUUUGUGUGGGGUAAAUGGUUGUUCUUAUUUGUUAAGGACCUUUUAAAGCUGACUCUAGGUGAUUUGUUUGAAUCAGAAUCAUGGAUCAUGCUUAACCUGAGAUAAAUCAGAAUAACCUAGCAUUAUGUGUGAUUCAAGUUGUUAAAGUGAACUACGACUAGUUAAAUGCACCAGUUUGUCCAAAGUGAAAUUUGGUGGACUUUGACACAGAUAUGUUGUACAGCAUUUCACCUGACCCGAAUUGGGUCAGAACAAGGUUACAGAGUCACAACCAAAGUCAGAUGUAAUCAACAUUGUAAAUUAUUAAUUAGUUUAUGGAUGGACGGUUUUCGCUUUAUUAGUCAAAUAACAAACAAGUUUGUAUCUAAAACAUAAUUAUUUGUUGUUGGAAAAGUGCCACUCACCGAAAAACUAUAAAUAAAAAAAUGUUUUUAUUUUUGAAUGUUUUGUGAACUGUAAAAAGAUGAUUUAAUUGUGGCGUAUGUUGAGAAUAAAGUACACAUUGUGCAAGCUA